AUGUCUACCUUAUUCAGGAGGCCGUCUAGAGCAUAUCCCGCAAGGCCGGAAGUCUUUCGAGAUAUCUCGAGGGUUUCAGGGCUUAAAUUAUCUACCUUAGCACGGGUCAACUGCCCGGUGGCAACACGGUCUGUCUCCCGCUACAGCGAGGCACCUUGGCCUACAAACGAUCCACGAUUCCACAGUGUCGAUCAGUCGAGCAGUCGAUCAUCCCUCUUUCCCCCGCCCUCGCCCCCUUCCACGUCGAAAAAUCAACAAACCCUACUACGUGCUACUAGAAAUCAGGUCCGGCGUAAGGGCUCCCGAACUGCGUACGACAGUAUUAUACCAAGUCACUUAACGUACAGAAAGCCCAUCUGGGUGGACCGUGGGACCAUGGGUCGCAGUGACCUGAGUGCUGGUCGCCGGGCCGCUAAAAAGUCGCUACAAAACAGGCACAGGAAGAGUGAGCGACACGGCAUGACACAGACACGACGUAUGAUCUGA
Xylona heveae TC161 is the source of this 486-nucleotide messenger RNA. RefSeq lists its product as hypothetical. The coding region runs from base 1 to 486 and encodes 161 amino acids. The transcript is spliced from 6 exons. The record is from RefSeq and is a predicted model, not a curated record. Lineage: Eukaryota; Fungi; Ascomycota; Xylonomycetes; Xylonales; Xylonaceae.